AUGGUCAGUGGGGUACAAUAUGUAGCAUUGGUUUUGAUGACAGAGAAGCCAGGGUCAUCUGUGGAAUGCUGGGAUAUCCCAAUGCAGGGGAACGAACAGACCAUCAACGAAUGUCAUCAGAACGGAUGGGGAAAUGCUGAGGCACGUGACUAUUACAGAUGUCGUCACAACUAUGACGCCUCAGUGUACUGUGUAAGACUGGUAGACGGUGACAAUAAGUGGACAGGGAGACUGGAGGUGUUUUACAAUGGGAGCUGGGGAACCGUGUGUGAUGACUGGUUUGGCGAUAGAGAGGCUGAGGUCAUUUGUAGAAUGUUAGGAUACAACGAAGGAGGAUGGGCGUUUGCUAACGCUGUGUUUGGAAAGGGAGAAGAGGAAAUCUGGCUGGAUAACCUACGAUGUCUGGGGAACGAGUCGGAUGUUUAUGAAUGCCCCUCACAUGACUGGGCCUCCCAUGAUUGUACUCACGAAGAGGACGUAUCAAUAUCUUGCAAAACUCCUGUAAUACACUCCAACACUACAGAAGGGAUUCGCUUAACUGGAGGUCACAAUGCCCUGGCCGGACGCGUGGAAAUCAGGCACAAUGGACACUGGGGGACCUAUUGUGAUCGUCAUUUUGACGAUAGGGAAGCCGAAGUUAUUUGUAGAAUGCUUGGUCAUGAAAAUAGUGGAAGUUUAGUUUUAUGUAUAUUUGAAGCCAUAAGACUGGUAAAUGGAGAGAACAACUAUACCGGAAGAGUAGAGGUAUUUCACAACGGAGCUUGGGGGACUGUUUGUGAUGAUUCAUUUGAUCGAAGAGAGGCCAGUGUGUUAUGUAGAAUGCUGGGAUAUCAUAAUGGUGGAUGGGCCUUUAACAAGGCGCAAUAUGGUCAAGGCCUGGAGAGGAUCUGGAUCGAUAAUUUGGAAUGUUAUGGGAAUGAAACAGAUAUAUCUCAGUGUAAAUCCUCCACCUGGGGCGUUUCCAACUGUAAUCACUACGAGGAUGCCGCCAUUUCUUGCGAUAUAAAUCCUGAUACAAAUAGAACAGAAGAACAGAAGAACAGAAGAACAGAAGUAACUGUUUAA
Ostrea edulis (European flat oyster) is the source of this 1065-nucleotide messenger RNA. RefSeq names its product deleted in malignant brain tumors 1 protein-like. Lineage: Eukaryota; Metazoa; Mollusca; Bivalvia; Ostreida; Ostreidae. Gene Ontology annotation, cellular component: membrane. The transcript is spliced from 12 exons. The record is from RefSeq and is a predicted model, not a curated record. Bases 1 to 1065 code for a protein of 354 amino acids.